Oryctolagus cuniculus (rabbit) is the source of this 3600-nucleotide messenger RNA. It is a transcript of the gene SECISBP2, whose product is annotated as SECIS binding protein 2. Gene Ontology annotation, molecular function: ribonucleoprotein complex binding; mRNA 3'-UTR binding; selenocysteine insertion sequence binding. Gene Ontology annotation, cellular component: ribonucleoprotein complex; mitochondrion. The record is from RefSeq and is a predicted model, not a curated record. Lineage: Eukaryota; Metazoa; Chordata; Mammalia; Lagomorpha; Leporidae. Gene Ontology annotation, biological process: selenocysteine incorporation.
GCGGUGGGCAGACGCGGGCUCACGUUGGCGAGGUGCCGUCGGGCGCGCCGCGUCUUGGGCGUGAGGCCACAGAGGGCGAGGCCGCUGACGGGGACUCGCGAGCUGCAGCGGCUGAGGAGAGAACGCGCUUCAGGCUCCUUGGUGCCCUUACACUUCGUUCCCCGCGGUACACCCUCGGCUGGGCCGCUAGACAGCCGGGCCGACGCGCGAGUUAGCCCCAGACCCCGGAAUCCGUGGUUCUGAAGUUCUCACUGGAGGUGGAGCCCUUAUUACGUGUCUGGAAGUUUCAAAGCGCCCGUUCCGAGGACUCGGACAGCGUCACGUUAUCUGCAGAUGUCAAACCAUUUGUCCCCAAGUUUACUGGAUGCAAUAUGGCGUGGCCAGGGUCCUCCGAAGCCUGUGUCUUCCCCAGCUGUGCAGCCACUUACUAUCCAGUUCAGGAACCACCAGUGACUGAACAGAAAAUCUAUCCUGAAGAAAUGACCUUUGGAGCUUCAGCUUUCCCCUCUCAGUAUUUAUCUUCUGAGAUUACUCUUCAUCCGUAUGCCUAUUCUACUUACACGCUUGAGUCUACACAGAAUGUUUGCUCAGUGCCUGGCUCCCACUAUGAAUAUAACCAGCCCAGUUGUUACCCCGGUUUUCAAACGAUGAGGCCCCCUAAUGAGCACAUGUGCCUCCUCCCGCAAGACACAAAAUCUCUGUUUAAGAAAAAAAGCUAUGAUGAGAAGAAAGUGUAUAAUGAGGAGAAGUUUGAGAGUAAAAGGGCUGAUGCAACGAGAUCGUCUGAGAUGAAAUCAGCUAAAGGUUCACGUUUACCCAUUCAUGCUGAGAAUAGUUUGAAAUCAGAAGGAUAUGGUAAGCGAACAGACAGGAAAUCCAGAAUCAUCGCAAAAAGUGCAUCUACCUCCAAACCUGAGUUUGAAUUUAGCAGUUUGGAUUUUCCUGAACUACAGGGUCCAGGGACCAAAAACAUGCCACAGAUACAAAAGCAGCUCAAAUGGGGACCUCUCUGCUCCGCCUCUGCUGACAUUUCUGUUCUCGGAGAAGUGGGCAGACCAGCUGCAGUGGUGUCAGAGGGUGAAACAGUGGUGAAAAAGAAUAAUCUAAAUGAAUCUGUAACUGAUGAUGCUGCUACCAGUGUUCCUUCAUGUACAAGAGAGUUGUCUUGGACACCAAUGGGUUAUAUUGUUCGGCAGACAUUAUCUACAGAACUGUCAGCAGCCCCUAAAAGCGUUGCUUCCAUGAUAAACCUAAAGACCAUUGCUUCGUCAGCAGAUGCUAAAAAUGUUAGUAUGUCGUCUUCCGAAGUUUCAUCUCCGGAUCCUUCCUACAGCAAAGAGAAACAUGCUGUCCAUCCUACUAAAAAGUCCAAAGCAUCACAAGGUGGCGACCUUGAACAAAAUGAGUCCUCAAGAAAAAAUAAGAAAAAGAAAGAAAAGUCUAAGUCAAAAUAUGAAACCCUGACAGUUCAAGAGCCGCCAAGGAUUGAAGAUGCGGAGGAGUUUCCCAAUCUGGCAGUUGCAUCUGAGAGAAGAGACAGAGUCGAGUCACCGAAACUUCAAUCCAGGCAGCAUCCACAGAAUAAUUUUAAAAAUAGUGGGAAGAAGAGCCAGAUUCCAGUGCAGUUGGAUUUGGGAGGGAUGCUGACCGCACUGGAGAAGCAGCAGCACUCCCAGCAUGCAAAGCAGUCCUCCAGACCGGUGGUGUUCUCAGUGGGAGCGGUGCCAGUUCUUUCCAAAGAAGCCACGUCAGGGGAGAGGGGCCGCCGCUCUGGUCAGGUGAAGACCCCACACAAUCCCCUGGACUCCAGCGCCCCCCUCAUGAAGAAAGGCAAGCAGAGGGAGGUCCCCAAGGUCAAGAAGCCGACCUCAUUGAAGAAGAUUAUCUUGAAAGAACGGCAAGAGAGAAAGCAACAGCGUCUCCUGGAAAACACUGUGAGCCCCACUGUUGUCAGUGAGGAGCUGCAGGAUGUAGAGAGCAGUGCAGAGGAGCAGGCUCCCGGCCAGGUCGACCUCACAGGUCCAGGGGGAGCUGAGAAAGCAGUCCCCACACCCAUGGUUGAGGUCCAGGCAGAAGAGUCUUUGGGCACAGAGCUGCAGAACGAUGCCGAGGCCUGCCAGCCUGCUCCUGACCAUGCCGGCCUCCCCAAGAUCCACAGCCGGAGAUUCAGAGAUUACUGCAGCCAGAUGCUGAGUAAAGAAGUGGAUGCUUGUGUCACUGACCUACUCAAAGAACUGGUCCGUUUCCAGGACCGGAUGUACCAGAAGGAUCCUGUCAAGGCCAAGACCAAACGCCGGCUUGUGCUGGGGCUGCGGGAGGUUCUCAAGCACCUGAGGCUCAAGAAGCUGAAGUGUGUCAUCAUCUCUCCCAACUGUGAGAAGACACAGUCAAAAGGCGGGCUGGACGACACCUUGCACACCAUUAUCGAUUACGCCUGUGAACAGAACAUUCCCUUUGUGUUUGCACUCAACCGCAAGGCUCUGGGACGCAGUUUGAACAAAGCAGUUCCUGUCAGCGUCGUGGGCAUCUUCAGCUACGAUGGGGCCCAGGACCAGUUCCACAAGAUGGUUGAGCUGACGAUGGCAGCUCGGCAGGCAUACAAGACCAUGCUGGAGAACAUGCGGCACGAGCUGGCAGGAGAACCAGGGCCUCCGACCCCUCCCCAGCCUGUGCAGGGCCCCAGCUGCUCUGCAGAAGACGGUCCCCCGGCUCCCACCGAAGGCGAAGUGCCACACUACCUUGAAAUCUGGAGAAAACACCUGGAAACAUACAAUCAGUAUGCCCUGGAGCUAGAAGAAACACUGGAGGCUUCAACUGCUCACAUGAUGAACUUGAAUUUAUAGGAGGGCUCUUUCCAGUGUAUCUGUCUUUUGGGUAAGGAGGCGGGAGGUCUGAAAAAGACACUGGGACUUUGUCUGCUGCUCCGUUGUUCACUGCUGUCCUGAAUUCUGUAUGAUUGCUGAGUGUGCGCAUGAGCCAGCAUGAGAGGACACGCAGCAGCGGUUGUGGCCUCAUGGCACACAUCCCAUGGCGGGUGCUCAGAUAUCUUGUGGGGAUGCAGCUAUGGCUCUCUGAGCAACAGCGUGGACCUGGAAAGUUCUGGAAAAUGUGGUGCCGAGGUUGUUCUCCCUACAAAGGAAACGUUCUCUGUUGUAGCAAAGCUGAGCCAGGUGAGCUAAUUUUUGCAGCAGGCAGGGCUACAAGCUUCUGGGGGCCCUUGGUGUAGUGACAGCAGGAGGCGCUCUUGCCUUCCGUGAUCAGCACGGUCCUGCAGACAUGUGAGUCUCAGGGCAGGACGGCUGUGGCGAGGGCCCUUUCUCAGGGUGGGUGCACAAGAUUUGGAAGGUUUGCCAAAAUGAGCCUCAAAGGAAAACCGAUUUUCUGACCUGUGACUUUUUGACAUGAAUUAUUCCUGUUAGUCUAUUUUUCCGAGAAACGAUGUAUAGAAAUUCUAGAUUUCUGUUUGAUAAUCCUUACAUCUUCCUUUUUUAGAUGAGCAUAUUCUGAAUGUGGUUUGGUCUUGAGGGGAACAGUGUACUCUCCUGCUUUCCUUGUAAGAGGGUGUAUUUAUUUUGAAUAAAGAAUGGCUAUUUCGUUUCA